AUGACGGAUGAAUCCGGUGGCAUGCAGCAGCGGAUAUCUGCUUGUUCUGAUGAUGGCGAGUCCGGAGCCUUCUCUGCGCUGCUCGCGCGAGCAUUGCUACUGCGCCUGACCAACGGGACGUCGGAACGCUACCUGUUGACUCUGUCGAACAUGAAAUGUGAGGAAUAUGUAGUCGAGAAGGACAAGAAGCAAGGCGAGGCGAAGGCGACGAUGGGUAUGAUGAAAAGGCACAAUCAGACAAUGGAGAAGAAACUUUCCAACAGAUUUUCAGCUCAAUCCGGUCGAGGACACGCGAGACGAUCCUGA
Molecule: messenger RNA, 306 nt
Organism: Verruconis gallopava
Lineage: Eukaryota; Fungi; Ascomycota; Dothideomycetes; Venturiales; Sympoventuriaceae
Exons: 1
Coding region: 1-306 (101 amino acids)
Source: RefSeq, a predicted model, not a curated record